Microsporum canis CBS 113480 is the source of this 1029-nucleotide messenger RNA. RefSeq names its product ribonuclease H2 subunit A. Lineage: Eukaryota; Fungi; Ascomycota; Eurotiomycetes; Onygenales; Arthrodermataceae. Gene Ontology annotation, biological process: DNA replication, removal of RNA primer; mismatch repair. The coding region runs from base 1 to 1029 and encodes 342 amino acids. Gene Ontology annotation, cellular component: ribonuclease H2 complex. Gene Ontology annotation, molecular function: RNA-DNA hybrid ribonuclease activity; RNA binding. The transcript is spliced from 2 exons. The record is from RefSeq and is a predicted model, not a curated record.
AUGGAUGACUCUCAGAAUGAUGUACUGGAUGAGCCUGCCCCUGAAAUACGCAGCUCCAAAGGCACCUAUGUUCCACCAUCAGUUUACCACUCUAGCCUAUUAGCUGGAGAGUCUUACGCCCAUUAUUCUCCCUGCCCGGCCGCUAUCACCCCUUCGCUGAAAUCCUCUACUAAUGAGACAAAGACGGAGACUACACCAUGUGUACUGGGCAUCGACGAGGCGGGCAGAGGCCCGGUCUUGGGACCCAUGGUCUACAGCGCAUUCUACCUCCCUAUGCACCUUCAUAAAUCUUUACUUGCAGAAGAGCACCAUUUUGACGACAGCCAUUCGCUACAUAACUCCUGCGGAUGGGCUGUCAAAGUUAUGUCUGCUCGUGACAUAUCCUCGGGGAUGUUACGACCUUCUAUGGCAGCUGUUUAUAAUCUCAAUGCACAGGCAUUAGAUGCAACUAUUGAAAUAAUACGCGGUGUGGUCGAAACACAACGCAUAGAUGUCAAGGAGGUUUACGUUGAUACUAUUGGAAAGCCGGAAACGCACCAGGCUAGAUUACUACGGGUAUUUCCUGGUCUGAAGAUUACGGUCGCUAAGAAAGCUGAUUCACUAUAUCCCAGCGUCAGUGCAGCGAGUGUAUGUGCUAAGGUUACGAGGGAUGCUGCCCUGGAGGCGUGCUACGAUAAUUGGGUUAAUCAGAGAAAGAGGAAAAGGGCUCAGGAAUCAACAGGUGAUGAGGCUACAGAGCAACAGGAGGACGUCAUGAGUUGGGGUAGUGGGUAUCCAUCUGAUGGAAAGUGUAUUGGAUGGCUAAAGAAGGAUAUGGAUCCAUUAUUUGGAUGGGGGACCGAGUGUCGGUUUAGCUGGGGUACCUCGAAGGAGCUCCUGGAGACGAAAUCUGGACUCAAAGUCGAUUGGCCCGCUGAAGAGGAGGAUAGUUCAAUGCUAGUAACCCAGUACUUCACAUCAAAGUCAAAAGAUGGCCCAAGUAAUGAGUUGCGGGAUUGGUAUGGGCAUAAGCCAGCGGAGAUCUUUUAA